GCAACAUCACCUCCUUCACGACCUCGAUUAGCUGCUUCAUGCCUUGCAAUGCUGUUCAUUUUGUCCACGAGGACGCCGUGGAAGGGGGGAAACGACAGGCUUGGACGACAGGAGAGAGAGGACGGCAGGUUCUGGCCAGAACGGAGAGGAAUCAACAGGUUUUGCCAAGUGAACGCACGUAGGCUGGUAAGGAACCCCCGGACCACGCAGCAGACCCCGCAGGCUACCGGAACGAACCCCAAGACGUCCACAACAGGCAGGGGCAGAGGAAACUCUGCCGCCCAAGUAAGUGCCGUACUGUUGUGGAUCUGUGGGGACACCCAACUGCCUUUGGCUGUGGGCUUGCGGGCUCGUGCGUCGUACGCUGGCUGUGUGGUUCUGUGGACAGGGGGGGGGGCCAUUUGGACCCAGAGACCUGCGGAGACCCCCGGAGCGCCCAGGAGUCAGAGCGGGACGGGUACGGCCACGUGGGUCCCGCGAGUGACCGGAGACUGGCGAGGAGUGGGCGUGCCUCAACACUUGGACGUGGAACUACAGCAAAGGCAGGGGAAAUCCUGCAUGUGUGAGGACGCCAUGGAAGGGGGCGGAGCCAAGAUACCCACACACCUGUUGGCCCCUCGCCCAUCACCUUUGUACCAUCUGGUAUUUUAGCAUCAACAACGUGACUGUUUUUAUUGUAUUUUAAUAAAUUGUGAACCGGUUAAUCAUCUUUCCUUAUUUUGGACAGCUGCUCUCACUACAUUGGGUUCUUAAUAUUUAUAUUAACAACUUUUAUUGGUUUUAAGCAACAACUGUAUUAGAUUUUAAUAUUUUUCCCAAUCGGGACCAUUUC
This is a messenger RNA of Nerophis ophidion (straightnose pipefish), 832 nucleotides long. RefSeq lists its product as uncharacterized. Bases 49 to 651 code for a protein of 200 amino acids. The transcript has 2 exons. NCBI's taxonomy places the organism in Eukaryota, Metazoa, Chordata, Actinopteri, Syngnathiformes, Syngnathidae. The record is from RefSeq and is a predicted model, not a curated record.